AAGUUCUCGUUAGAGUUGGUCGGGAAGAUGUCUCCCACCAUGGCGGCAGCCGCGACAGGCCCUGGUUCAGCGGCAGAGCUAUUCUUACAGAGGCUGGAGCAAGUGACAGCUGACGGAGAAGCCGGACUCUGUAGCCUGGAAGCAGCAACAGCGCUUGGCCUGGAACACCAAGUCUUGGUGGGGGUCGUGAAGAGUCUUCAGUCGCUAGGAGAGGUGAUCGAGGCUGAGCAACGUACAUCCAAAACAUGGGAGUUGACACCUGAGGGCCAAGAGAUUAUUCACGAAGGAAGCCAUGAGGUCCGAGUAUUUAAUAGCAUCCCCUCUGAGGGUCUGCUUCAGAGUGAACUCAUGAAGCUGCCAAGUGGAAAAGUGGGAUUCAGCAAAGCAAUGUCCAACAAAUGGAUCCGGCUAGACAAGAGUUCAGAAAAUGGCCCUCGAAUAUUCCAGGCAGUGGAAUCUGUUCAGGACACUGUAAAGGAAAAGCUGCUUCAAGUUCAGAAGGGAGAAGCUAACUGUUUAGAAGAAAAAGAUAAAAAUGAACUGAAGAAACGAAAACUCUUAGCAGAAGUGACCAUAAAGACAUAUUGGGUUAAAAAAGGAAGUGUUUUUAGCACAACUAUUGCUAAACAAGAAACAGAUCUUACACCAGAGAUGAUUGCCAGUGGUUCUUGGAGAGAUUUGAAAUUCAAGUCUUACAAUUUUGAGGCACUGGGCAUUAUGCCUGAAAGCGGCCAUCUCCAUCCAUUGCUGAAGGUCCGCACUCAGUUUCGGCAGAUCUUCCUUGAAAUGGGUUUCACAGAAAUGCCCACGAAUAAUUUCAUUGAGAGCUCCUUCUGGAACUUUGAUGCCCUCUUUCAACCACAGCAGCAUCCAGCCCGAGACCAGCAUGACACUUUCUUUAUGAAGGAUCCUGCUGAAGCAAUUGACUUUCCCAUGGAUUAUUUGAAGAGAGUAAAGAGGGUGCAUUCACAAGGAGGGUACGGUUCUCAAGGUUACAAAUAUGAAUGGAAACUGGAGGAAGCUCGGAAGAAUCUUCUUCGGACACACACAACAGCUGUCAGUGCCCGGAUGCUCUAUCGGCUGGCACAGCAGGAGAAGUUCACACCAACCAAAUACUUCUCCAUUGAUCGUGUCUUCAGGAAUGAGACACUGGAUGCUACACAUCUGGCAGAGUUCCACCAGAUUGAGGGUGUGGUGGCUGAUUAUGGUUUGACACUAGGGGAUCUUAUGGGUGUCCUGAAAGAAUUCUUCACCAAACUGGGAAUCACACAACUACGCUUCAAGCCUGCUUACAAUCCUUACACGGAGCCCAGCAUGGAAGUUUUCAGCUAUCAUCAAGGAUUAAAGAAAUGGGUGGAAGUGGGAAAUUCAGGAGUCUUCCGCCCAGAAAUGCUACUGCCUAUGGGCCUGCCUGAUGGGGUGUCUGUCAUUGCCUGGGGGCUAUCUCUAGAAAGACCCACCAUGAUCAAGUAUGGCAUCAAUAACAUCCGGGAAUUAGUUGGUCACAAAGUCAAUCUGCAGAUGGUAUAUGACAGCCCACUUUGCCGCUUGGAUGUCUAGGGCUAAGAAACCUGCUGCUCUCUUCAAAUCUCCUUAUUUAUUGCCACUGCUCUUUGCCAGUGAACAGAUUGGACAUCUGUACUCCACACUGCUUGCUGCUGUAGGGAAAGUAAUAAGACCAUAGGGAAGGCACCUAGUCUUCAUUUAGCAACAUCUUGGAUCAAGAUUGAAUGGAUUCUCCUAGUCAUAGUCCUAUUUAUGCGUACAUUAAAUAUGUCUCAACAUGAAAUUGGAAUGUAGUAAUUCAAAUGAAUAAGGGCAGUUUCAGUUAUCUGAUUUCCUUGUAAUGCAACUGGGCCAUCAUGCCAUCAAGGUCUUUGGAAUGAAAACAAAAAUUGAUCUCUCACUAUCUUCAUUGUUUCAAUAAAGUUCUGGCAAUAUUUUUAUUUUUAA
Pantherophis guttatus is the source of this 1953-nucleotide messenger RNA. RefSeq names its product phenylalanyl-tRNA synthetase subunit alpha (gene FARSA). Gene Ontology annotation, biological process: phenylalanyl-tRNA aminoacylation. Gene Ontology annotation, cellular component: phenylalanine-tRNA ligase complex; cytoplasm; cytosol. The record is from RefSeq and is a predicted model, not a curated record. Gene Ontology annotation, molecular function: ATP binding; phenylalanine-tRNA ligase activity; tRNA binding. NCBI's taxonomy places the organism in Eukaryota, Metazoa, Chordata, Lepidosauria, Squamata, Colubridae.